Molecule: messenger RNA, 955 nt
Organism: Lotus japonicus
Lineage: Eukaryota; Viridiplantae; Streptophyta; Magnoliopsida; Fabales; Fabaceae
Exons: 4
Coding region: 260-508 (82 amino acids)
Cellular component (GO): mitochondrion
Source: RefSeq, a predicted model, not a curated record
AAUAUUAACCAAAAAAAUAUUACUAGUAUUGAUAACAUCUUCAAAUUUGUCCUUGUAGGAUAGCUCAUGUCGUAGAAGGUGAGAGACAUAUGAGUUUGGUAAGGAGAGGUCCAGAAUCAAAAAAAAAAUGAGUCCACCACCUCUGCUUGGUCAAACGGAAAAGUGAACUGAAAUCUGAAACACCAUCGCCGCCGCCGCUGAACCAACUUGCAUUGCAGGAUAAGGUCUUGGAGAUUGAUUUCAUAGUGGGAAGAUCAAGAUGCACCCUCCUUUAACAUUGCACAAACACCCUAUGUGUGCCGAAAUCAUAGAGGAGUUUCAAAAGUGUCAUUUAGAACAUCCUUUUGCAAAAUUCUUUGGUGAAUGUACAGAUCUGAAAAUAAAAUUGGAUCGCUGUUUCAGACAAGAAAAAGCUGUGAAGCGAAAGGCCAACUUUGAGGAGAGCAAAAAGUUUAAGGAGCAGUUGCAAGCUUUCAGGAAAGAAAAUGCUGCAAGCAGCAGUCAAUAGAAGAAUUACCUGCAAUGUGGAUAAAGCCCAAACUGCUCUCCAAAAUACUUGAUUUUGCGCAGGGGUUCAAUACAAUAUGCUUUUAGCUGCUUUAUAACAGGGAUAUAUUCUAUAUCAAUAUUGUUUGAAGUAUGUUCUAUCCUAUUACCUUCAGUGCUCUCUCUUUUAUGGUGCUCACUUGCUGUUUGAUGAAUCGAGAUUUUUGUAAUUAUAUUAUCUUAAGACGAGAUACUUGUUAUAUCAUAGAUGAUGAGAGCACCCUGCUGAAAGCCGAAAGAAAUAAGUUGGGAUUCUAUGGAUAGAUAUAGAUACGGAUGUAUAUGUUUAUAUGAGAUUUGAUCUCACAUAAGGCAAUAACAAGCACUAGUGAUAUAGUUUCUAAGCAUCCACCUUUUUGCUGUAAUUUUGACCAUUUGAUCUAUUGUUGCAUGAUGUGGAUGUUGUUUA